This is a messenger RNA of Polyodon spathula (Mississippi paddlefish), 2038 nucleotides long. Its product is annotated as tumor protein p53-inducible protein 11-like. The record is from RefSeq and is a predicted model, not a curated record. Bases 228 to 797 code for a protein of 189 amino acids. The transcript is spliced from 8 exons. NCBI's taxonomy places the organism in Eukaryota, Metazoa, Chordata, Actinopteri, Acipenseriformes, Polyodontidae.
UCCGCUCACAAUCUCUACGGUGUUUUUUUUUUUUUCUUUCUUUUUUGUUAAAGCAAACCAACGCGCGAUGUAAAUAUAGGAACCUCAAACCUCACACAUACCGGCCGAAACAGAGGAAAUAAAGAAAGCGGGCGGGCUACAAUAGUAUGAACUAAGCCUGCCUCCCGUCAACAACACUAAUACUCCCUCCUACCGUUUCGGCAGUUCUCUGCAGUACAGUGUGAACCAUGGCCACCAAAUCGCACCCCCCCUUGAUGAAGAAGAACAGCCAGUCAGACCUAGUCAGCCGGCUGAAGACCAGGAAGAUCCUUGGGGUCGGAGGGGAAGACGACGGUGGAGAAGUGCACAGGUCUAAGAUCAGUCAGGUUCUGGGCAACGAGAUCAAAUUUUCAGGUCGGGAACCUUUGGGCCUCAGGGUUUGGCUGGUUGUUUCCGCGGUGAUGCUCACGGUCUUGGCUUUAAUGGCCCUCACAUUCCCUAUCCAGCUGUAUGAUGCCAUCUUCGAUGAGGAGCUUGUUGGCACCAAGAUGUCCAUUAGACUGUAUGGAGGUGCACUUCUCAGCAUUUCCCUAGUCAUGUGGAAUGCGCUCUACACAACAGAGAAGGUGAUAAUCCGAUGGACCCUGCUGACAGAAGCAUGCUAUUUCGGUAUACAAUUUUUAGUGACUGCCAUCACCCUGGUUGAGAACGGCACAGUGUCCAACAAAGCUCUUGUCCUGGUCUUCAGCCGAGUUGCGUUUGUCGGCAUCAGCCUCUGUUACUACUACCAGCUGGGGCGCAGGCCCAAGAAGAUCUGAACCCAGGAGAGGGCUUCGGCUCUGCACAGCAAGGGAGGCUGUCCUGACCAGACCCAGAUUUACACUACCUUUUCCAUUUCAUCCUCAACACACAAACCUUGUCUAUACAACCCAGGAAUAGACAGGUACAAUAACAUUAGUACAUGGGCAUUUCCAGCAAUAUUUGGUAACAUUUGUGGAGGUUAGUGUCAAAGCAGUACCGCAUGGUAAGUGAUGUUUGAUGGGCAACUUCAAGCACUUUUAUUCCUUAUUACAGUCAAGACCUUGCAUUAUUCUAUUAUGACUGCCAAAAUGAAUGCAUAUAAUGGCCUUGAGGUAGCUGGUUCAUCUUAUAAAUAGUUGGCUGGAAGAAGGGAAUGUGUAUUGUGCAGAGACAUGAGGAUUGCUCACUUUGCCUGACCUCCCCACUUUUUCAAUAAGUGGCAGUUUUAGGAAGGGUUGGAAGGUGGCUGUUCAUAUGAGUAAAUGUGGAAUAUUUUUUCAUGAACAUUGAGCAUCCUUUUUAUACAAUUGGGAUUAAAUAAGGAAUAGCAUUUUAGUUUAAUAUGUAAUAGUUCAAAAUCUGCCACUUAUUGUAAACGAAAGUUACCAAAUAUAUGAUUGAACAUAAAAGUACCAAGAUAUAAAUUUGUUUAUGAAGUAAAUACAGUAGAUUUAUAAUAGGAUUGCCAUAUCUAACAUAUGUAUGUUGGUACUUAUCUGCAUUUAAGUCAGUUAUCUGCAAUUUGUAUCUGUGUGAAGCAACGUCAGCUGAUGUGGUGCUGCAGUAGUUCAGUGGCCAGUUGUGUGCUUCUCAAACAUUAAAAGGUAGAAGAUACAGUACUGUUUUAUUCCUUCUUCUUUGUGUAAACCUGUUUAAAAUGAUGUGUUCAUUUUCCUGUGGCAUAUAUUGAUACAGCACGACAGAAAAUGAGCUCUGGUUUGGGGCCAAUUUCAGCUCAAAUGACCUUCCAGAACUUUAGUCUUCCUGAUUUGUGGACUAUAAGUCGCAUAUGUUGUGCCUCUGGUAUCAACUCCUACGUGUGGGUUCAGAGAGAUUUAAAUAGAAGGGAUGUCAUUAUCAACAAGAGAGAAGCUAAAGUCAUGUAUAUAUUUGAAACACACCAAGACUUUAUCAUAGUUUGCAUUCUAAAAUUAUGCAUUGCGAUGCAUACUGUGUAUUUCCUUUUACUGUAAAGCCAUACAUAUUUGCAAGCCUUUUAUUAUGCGUUUUUCACAUAUGGAAAAAGUAAAUCCACUAA